AUGAAAGGGUUUUUGGGAAUCACAUGCCACUUUAUUCUAAAUUGGUCAAUGUAUUCACUGAUGCUUGAAUGUAAGCGCUUCAAGGGACGUCACACAGCAGAAAACAUCUAUUCCUACUAUUGUGAGGCAACUACAUCAUAUAAUAUUAAAGGCAAAGUUAUCACUACAGUGACAGACAAUGCCUCAAAUGUAGUUAAAGCAUUUAGCAUUCCUGGUUAUCAUGGUGAUUUGCAAGAUUAUGAUGAGGAUGAAGAGGAAGAUGAAGGAGAAAUGAAUGCUACUGACCUGCAUGAUAGCCUUGAUUAUGUUUCACAACAUGAUACAUGCUUUGCUCAUACUUUGCAGCUGGUCAUAAAGGAUGGCUUUAAAGAAAUUGGAGCUGUAAGCACAGUACUUGAAAAGGUUGCUACAAUUGUAUCAUAUGUUCGCCGGUCACAAAGUGCAACAGAGAUAAUGGAGGGAGAAACAAGAUUGCAGCUAAGGAAUGCUACACAUAAAUUGAGGUUGUUGGAUACUGCUCAUCUAACAGCUCAUGAGAGAAAUAUUUUGGAGGACCUUGUACACAUCUUGACUCCCUUUGAAGAAGCAACAGAUUAUACUCAGGGUGCUAACAUAGUUACGUCAAGUUAUGUCAUACCUUGUAUUCAAGGACUCAAGGAGCCUCUUGAAACCCUCUCAGUGACAUUCAAUUCAAGAAUGCUCACAGCACUUGCCAGCUCUCUUGAUAAAAGAAUGGCAAAAUUUGAGAGCCAAGAGCUAUUUAUGCUAGCCAGUACUUUGGAUCCUAGGUUCAAGCUAAAGUGGUGUAGUGAUGAUGAUGAACAACAGCGAGUAAAAUCCAUUCUACUUGAAAAGGCAGGUUCUAAAGUGACUACACAUGAACCAGAAGUACCACAACAAGCGGUCAAAAUGGAUGCUACUCCUUCUGAACCACCUUCUAAAAGAAAGAAGCAGGAACCUGAACCUAGCAGGCUACUUAGCUACUUAUUCACUGAAGAAAGCUCAACGCAAACAAAAAUAUCAAAUCCAUUAGAUGUUGAAUUUUCAAAGUAUUUCUCUGAACCUUGUUUAGGUGAGCAAAGAGAUGCUUUGGCUUUUUGGAAGGAGCAUUCAGCUACUUAUCCAAAUAUAUCUAAGUUGGCUUGCUAUUACCUGUCUGUACCAGCUUCUUCAGGGCCAGUAGUAAGGCUAUUUAGCAUUAUAGGGAAGUUUUUCUGGCCAGAGAGAUGCAGACUUUCCGACUCUGUUUUUGAAAAACUGAUGAACAUAAAAUGCAAUGGUCAUUUGCUUUGA
Amphimedon queenslandica is the source of this 1293-nucleotide messenger RNA. RefSeq lists its product as uncharacterized. Bases 1 to 1293 code for a protein of 430 amino acids. The record is from RefSeq and is a predicted model, not a curated record. Gene Ontology annotation, molecular function: protein dimerization activity. The transcript is spliced from 2 exons. NCBI's taxonomy places the organism in Eukaryota, Metazoa, Porifera, Demospongiae, Haplosclerida, Niphatidae.